This is a messenger RNA of Frankliniella occidentalis (western flower thrips), 1939 nucleotides long. Its product is annotated as mastermind-like domain-containing protein 1. The record is from RefSeq and is a predicted model, not a curated record. Lineage: Eukaryota; Metazoa; Arthropoda; Insecta; Thysanoptera; Thripidae. The transcript has 9 exons. The coding region runs from base 70 to 1827 and encodes 585 amino acids.
UCACGCCCCCCUCCCCAGGCGCUGCUGCUGCUGGUGCUCGUGUGCGCGGGCGGCGCGCUGGCCGAGUACAUGUACCGGCCGCCGCAGCACCUCAUGCCGCACCUGGGCGGCGGCAUGCACCACCACAAGCACCACCCCUACGCGUCGGGCAAGGCGCCCGGGGGCGGGCCGGGCAAGCACGGUCCGCCGCGCCACCCGCCGCCCCCGAAGUACCACGGCCGCCCCCACCACCGGCCGCGCAAGCCGCCGCCACCACCGCCGUCCCAGCUGGCCGCCGCCAGCCCCUGGAAGAACUCGCCCUACAAGACGACCAAGGACCCCUUCCGAACGCACGGCUCGGACGCUGACUUCGGCAACCAGGCGUCGGUGCUGUCCGCCAUCACCCCGCUCACCUCCAUCACCAGCAGCUCCCUGGGCGCCUCCCUGAGCAGCAGCCCGCUCGUGAGCGCGCACAGCUCCAGGCCGAGCGCGCACGCCGUGCACGCCAGCCCGCCGCACGCCCUGCACACGUACACCAACAUCGUCAGCGACGACCACGGCCCCAUCCACACCAUCCCCGCGCCCAACCUCGGGCCCUCCGACAAGCCCAGCCACAUGAACGAGUACUCGUCGUACGGCGGCAGUUCGCUGGAGCAGCACGCCGCCGCACAGCAGGCCGCCGUGCAGCACGCCGUGCAGCGGCAGGCCAUCCAGUCCGCGCUGCACCAGCUGCACGCCGCGCAGGCCGCGCGCCCCUCCGGCCCCACCACCGCCGCGCCCGCCGUGCUGCACUACACCCAGGGCUAUCAGGUCUCCGAGCCCCCGGCGGCCGGCGGUCAGCACGAGGGCGUCGCGAUGCUCUACGCCCCCGACCCGGACCCGAGCCGGCCGGCGCCCAGGGUCAGGCCCACCACGGACCCGCACUCGCUGCCCAGCGAGGGUCGCGGCCCGCACUUCAGCAUCGACCCCCAGUACGCCGUCUCCUCUCAGCCGAGCUACAUGUCGGUGGGCCCCACCCUGUCACACCAGGACCUGUUCCACCUGCUCAACGGGUUCCCGCUGCAGGGGUUGCAGGGGCUGCAAGGGCUGCAGGGGCUGCCGCAGGACGUCCAACCGCAGAUCCACAUCAUGCACCCCGGCCACUCCGGCGACACUCUGACCGCAGACCACCAACACCUCGUCCUGCAACAGCAGCAGCAGCACCUGCAGCACCUGCAGCAGCAGCACCUCCAGCAGCAGCUGCAGGCGCAGGUGCAGGCGCAGGCCCAGCACCUGCACCAGCACCUGCAGCCCUCCGAUUUCCACCCGCAGUACCAGAGCUUCGACUUUGACGAGCAGUCCUACCAGAAAAGUAUCCAGGACCACGAGGUCUCCGAAGACGCCCCCAGGCCCAGCGUGCAGCGGCCGGACUCUCCCGUGGCGCAGGAGCACUCGGCAUCGGCCUCCACGGUGUCGCUGUUCACGGUGCCGGCGCCGCAGCCCACGAGCAGCUCGCCGGUCCGCGGCGACAUGCGCUCCGAGGACGACGCGGACGCCGGGCACGAGAGUGACGAAGAGGACGACGACGAGGAGGAGUACGACGACGGCCCGGCGCCGAGCAGAUCCUCGUCGACGACCCUGUCGGGAGCCUCGGUGACGCCCAGCCCACAAGCCGCCAGCAGCCCAGAGGAUGACCCCGAAUCCCUCCAGCAGACUGUGAUCCGCGAGGACGCCGACACGUACUCGUCGGACCCCAGCCUGGUCACGCCCUUCAGGAGGCAACCCAACUCCGUGCACGUGCCCGAGGCCAAGCCUGGACGUUUGCCGUACGGCGCGAGAAUUAGACCGAAGAGGAUCGCCAUAGAAUAGGGGCUGGCAACCGUGGAUGGGGGUGUAAAAGUGUAGGGUGUUCCGCUAGAUCCUUUCCAACUUCUACUUUCUUUGUUUUGUUCUUCGAACUUUCGGCCCCGGAUCUGGUGGA